AAUAAAGUACAUCGGGUUGCCCAGCAGGGAAACUUUAUAUGUUCUGUAUGCAGUUGAAAAAAAGUGAAAGUGUUCAUCGGAAACAAACGACUUAUCAAAAGAUUUUGAUUAUGGAAAUGUACAUGGUCAUUGUUUUGUUUGUACUUGGUGCCCUUGUAAUGGAUGGUAACAACGUCAGUGCGUGCUUCUGUCCGAAAACUCAUCCACAGACAGACUUCUGUCAUCUCAGCAGCUUUUCUCUCGUCGGGUACGUAAGCGACGUAGAAAACAGCAAACAUGAGAGAAGGUUCAGGGUAAUAAUUCACCACCUGAUGAAGGCCCCUGAAGAAUUCUUGGGCGAGAAAGAAAUUCAGCUGAUAUCUCACAAAGGACAGUCAUUGUGUGAGGCAGACUUCACUCCAGGAAUCACUUAUCUUAUCACUGGCUAUGUGAACACUGACAAUGAAUACCUUGUGAAUUCCUGUUUGUGGACAGAAGAUUUUACUUCUUUGUCACACAACAAGUUCAGCGGCCUUCUUGGAGACUACGACUGCAGCUGUUAUAUAAAUGAAACAUGGGAACUGUUACCAUCACAAGUCACAUCUCGUGACGUUUGUAACUACGACAAAACGAAUCCAUGUGAGCUUGCAGCAUGCCUGAGAAACGAGGAAGGCACAUGCGAGUGGAUUCUUGACUGUUUCGAUCAAAAGAGAGCCACCCUGGAUGUCCUCGCAUUGAAAAGGAAAAUCCACAAGGAACUAAACGAAAUCUUGUGAAAGAGAAGAAAUAUUCGAUAUAUUGCAAUUUUUGUAAAGUUUUUUCAAUCCAGUUCUUCGUUGUUAGAUUUGUGAUGGGCAAUCAAAAACUAUACGAUCACUGCUGUACACGUAUCGUUAGGGCAAGUGAGCUUAAGCCAUACUGUUGAUGCCUAGCAACA
Molecule: messenger RNA, 916 nt
Organism: Ylistrum balloti
Lineage: Eukaryota; Metazoa; Mollusca; Bivalvia; Pectinida; Pectinidae
Product: metalloproteinase inhibitor 4-like
Exons: 6
Coding region: 39-755 (238 amino acids)
Biological process (GO): negative regulation of endopeptidase activity; negative regulation of membrane protein ectodomain proteolysis
Cellular component (GO): extracellular matrix
Molecular function (GO): metalloendopeptidase inhibitor activity; protease binding
Source: RefSeq, a predicted model, not a curated record